AUGUUAUACAUUCCCGGUCUGGUGGCGAUCAUCAUUUUCUAUCUGCUGAUCCUGCUUGUCGGAUUCUGGGCAGCACGCAAAUCACGAAAGAAUGGUGAAAAUGUGACCGAAACAGAGGAUGUCAUGUUGGCCGGUCGGAAUAUCGGGUUACUGGUUGGUAUUUUCACUAUGACUGGUAAGUUAUUAGGGGUAGAAAACGUUUCUGAUGCUCCAGAGUAUGCCAUGUCCGAUGAACGAACAGAGUAA
Molecule: messenger RNA, 246 nt
Organism: Echinostoma caproni
Lineage: Eukaryota; Metazoa; Platyhelminthes; Trematoda; Plagiorchiida; Echinostomatidae
Source: the annotation of a GenBank genome assembly